This is a messenger RNA of Elgaria multicarinata webbii, 679 nucleotides long. Its product is annotated as fatty acid-binding protein, adipocyte-like. NCBI's taxonomy places the organism in Eukaryota, Metazoa, Chordata, Lepidosauria, Squamata, Anguidae. The transcript has 4 exons. The record is from RefSeq and is a predicted model, not a curated record. Gene Ontology annotation, cellular component: nucleus; cytosol. Gene Ontology annotation, biological process: fatty acid transport. Gene Ontology annotation, molecular function: fatty acid binding. The coding region runs from base 86 to 484 and encodes 132 amino acids.
UAGAGUAGAGUUGGUGUUCUCUUUGUGGCUUCUAGUAAGCUUUUUUUUUUUAAAGGAAAUUCCUUCGGAAACAUAAUCCUACACAAUGUGUGAGCAAUUUGUGGGAACUUGGAAGCUAGUUUCUAGUGAUAAAUUCGAUGACUACUUGAAAGAACUUGGUGUGGGCUUUGCCACCAGGAAGAUGGCUACCGUUGCCAAGCCGAAUGUGAUCAUCAGCUGCAACGGCGAUGUCAUAACCAUCAAAACGGAGAGCAGUUUAAAGACCACAGAACUCUCCUUCAAACUGGGGGAACCGUUUGAUGAGACCACAGCAGACGACAGGAAAGUAAAGAGUGUUGUGACGCUAGACAACGGCUCACUCAAUCAUGUGCAGAAAUGGGAUGGCAAAGAGACCACAAUAAAAAGGAAAAUAGAAGAUAGCAAGCUGAUUGUGGAAUGUGCUAUGAACAAUGUUAUCUCCAUUAGAAUCUAUGAGAAAGCAUGAAGACUCCCUUCUGUGCAGUUAACAGGGCCCCGAAGCACGAGGAUGAAGCUCGGCUCAGAGAGCAAAGUCUCACACGGCAAUUGCAUUCUUCAAAGAAAGGCGAUGUUGACAAGCCAAUUCCAAGGCACCCUUGUAUCUAAUCUGAAGUAUUGUGGUUAUUCAAUAAAGUGCUCACCUUGAGACAGGGAAAAAGAA